AUGGGUGUUGAAGCCGCGGCUGCUUACGCUGUUAUGCUCAAAGAUAACAUGAUUCCAGAUGCAGUGGGCCAGCGAGCCGCGCGGAUGCUGCUGGUCCUGAAUUAUGAAGAAAUGUGCCAAUUCCCAGAGUGCUACUGUCCACGACCCCGACGAGCAGCAGAGCAAAAGAAGGCAUAUGUGAUGAAUUGCAUUCUUCAUGCAUGUGUUCUAGAGGAUCCCUCCAAGAGCGACCGUGACUUGAUACACAAUUACCUCAGACAAGGUAGAUGGUUGUGGGUCAUUGCUAGUAUAGUCGGUCUGGGCUUCGCGCUAAUAUGUAGCGAGGAAUUGAUGUCUACCAUCAGAAACGUGAAUAUAACUAACAACGGUGUCAAUGCCCUUGCCACACACGCCUUCUACGCACGACCGGGAAUGGUAGCCUUGCUUCAUUCUCUGGAAACAGCGGUGGCAGAUCUGAUGUCCGGGAAAAUACCCAGAAGCCUAUGUGAGAACAUCACAAAUGAGUCUGGCAUAUUAGGUCAAUUCAAUUUGUCCCGAAUGAACGAAAUCGAUCGAGUUCAUCUGGCCUUGCAACAUGACACAGGGAACUGGGAGCCGAUUGAUUUGGAAGCCGCCAUCCACGAUGUGAAGAAGAGGCUAUUGGCAAGCAUCCUCGGGACACAUCUUGCGGUAAAACAUGACCCCCCGAGCGAUGAUCCGUCGUCUUUGAAGCAAACUACAUCCAGAGGUGAAGCAGCCAAUGUUCAGUGGCUGUCAGCUCUUGGUGAUCGGACAAUAUUGGACCCUGGCAUCGAUGAUAACCUCAACUAUACCACUAUGCCGGUAAACCACUUCCAGAACGACGAUAUAGCCCCGUUCACUGGCCCUUGA
This is a messenger RNA of Aspergillus luchuensis, 870 nucleotides long. RefSeq lists its product as uncharacterized. The record is from RefSeq and is a predicted model, not a curated record. The transcript has 2 exons. Bases 1 to 870 code for a protein of 289 amino acids. Lineage: Eukaryota; Fungi; Ascomycota; Eurotiomycetes; Eurotiales; Aspergillaceae.